CCUUGUACCAUUUCUAUUUCUGCUUCCUAUUCUCUCUCUCUCUCCCUCAUUUCUUCUUACACACAAAAUCAUCUCUGUUUAGAAUUAAUUCCCAUAAUUUCCCCUCGGAUUUCGUUUCCUUGGAUUCUUUCUCUAACCUUUCUCCUCAUUUUCAUCUCUCUGUAUAUUAUCAUUAGAUAUAAAACAUAUAAUACUGUAUAUAUAUUUGUGUAUUUAUAUGCACGGAGAAUUGAUUUUCCCUUUCAAUUCUCUUCUAUUUUUCCUGUCUGUAUAACCCAACUCGUUUCUCCAUUUCUGCAUUCCUCUCCUUCGAUCAGACCCAGAUUUAAGCUAUUUCUUGAUGACUGGAAUCCUUGGGUCGCCUUUACAUUAUUAACUCAUUCUUUUAUUUUAUUAUAUUUUCCCCCUUUAGGUGAUAGGCAUUUUGUUGUAGUAUACCGUAUUGAAGGAUUGGUAAUGGUUUGGCACUUUGAUGUUUAAUUUAUUUUAGACAAAACAGAGAGACGUUUUGGGAUUUUUUUUUUCCGAUUAUUGGCAUUUUUCUGGAUCUGGUGGUGGUUUCAAGAUUUGGGUUUUCGAUGAUAUGUUAUUUGUGAAUGCGGAAUUGGGUUAAGCGGAAAACGAAGGAAGAUUAUCCUUUUGUAGGAUAUUUUUUUAUUUUGAGUUUGUGGAAGGGUUAAUUUUGGUUUGGGAAAUUGAAUAUGGAUCAUGUCAUUGGUGGAAAGUUUAAGUUAGGCAGGAAGAUAGGUAGCGGAUCUUUUGGGGAGCUUUAUUUGGGAGCAAAUGUAACAAGUGGAGAAGAAGUUGCUGUGAAGCUGGAAUCAAUAAAAACUAAGCAUCCUCAGCUUCAUUACGAAUCAAAGAUCUAUAUGCUUUUACAGGGUGGAACGGGAAUUCCCCAUCUCAGGUACUUUGGAGUUGAAGGAGAAUACAAUGCCAUGGUUAUUGACCUUCUUGGCCCAAGCUUGGAAGACUUGUUCAACUAUUGCAAUAGGAAGUUCACCUUGAAAACAGUUCUAAUGCUUGCAGAUCAAUUCCUUAAUAGGGUUGAAUAUAUGCAUGCAAGAGGAUUUCUCCAUCGUGACAUAAAACCUGACAACUUCUUAAUGGGUUUAGGGCGUAAAGCAAAUCAGGUUUACAUCAUUGACUAUGGUCUUGCCAAAAAGUAUAGAGAUCUUCAUACACACAAACACAUACCAUAUAGGGAUAACAAGAACCUUACUGGCACAGCUCGUUACGCAAGUGUUAACACCCAUCGUGGAAUUGAGCAAAGCAGAAGAGAUGAUCUGGAGUCUGUUGGCUAUGUACUAAUGUAUUUCUUGAGGGGAAGCCUACCCUGGCAAGGACUGAAAGCUGGCACAAAGAAGCAGAAAUAUGACAGGAUAGCUGAGAAGAAAAUGCUUACACCUAUUGAGGUGCUUUGCAAAUCUUAUCCAUCAGAAUUCAUGUCGUAUUUUCAUUAUUGCCGAUCUUUGAGGUUCGAGGACAAGCCAGACUACUCAUACCUGAAGAGACUGUUCCGUGACCUCUUCAUUAGAGAAGGCUAUCAAUUCGACUAUGUAUUUGACUGGACUAUCUUGAAGUACCCGCACAUUGGUGGUUCCGGUGGUUCUAGAGGGCGACAACAAACUGCACGAUUGCCUUUGAACCCAGGACCAUCUGUUGAGAGAGCGGAAAAGACUCCAGUGAAGCAGGAAGUUCGAGAUAGGUCUUCUGGUGCUUUGGAGACGUUUGUUCGAAGGAAUCAUUCUGGUACUGGUUUGCAUGGUGAGCAUUCAAGGCACAGGUCAUCAGCUGAUAUGACAGUGUCCAAAGACAUGCAAGCUGAUGCUGAAAAAUGGCGUGGGUCUCGGACUGGUAGCUCCUCAAGGAAGGCUGUAGCGUCAAGCAGCAAGCCGAGCUCCACUGAACCCACAGAAAAUCGAACUCUGAGGCUGAGUUCAAGUAGUGGCCACUUGUCCUCUGCCCAAAGAGUGCAGCAGCCUGGACACGAGUCCAAAGCAUCGUCUUUCACACGUAAUGCUGCCACUAAAAGUGGUGGGCAGGACGAGGCACUUAGAAGUUUCGAGCUUCUGACAAUUGGCACAGGAAGAAGAAAAUAAGCACUCAGAGCUCUGUUUGUGGUAACUAAGCAAUCUUAUCUCGUCGUCAAAAUUGUUCCCCCCCUACCCUUACGUGCACAUAGCAGUGUUUUUGUCACCGAUAAAAUCGUUGAAUUUGGAUUUCCUACCAUUUGUAUCUGCCUAGAAUUCUUGCCAUCAACUUGUAAAAUCUCCAAAAUGGAUGAAGUAUCUUACUGAAGGGUACUUGAUUGUGCAUUUGGGACUAUUACCUUAUUUUAGCAUUUUUAUGUAAUCUGUUGCGCAAGUAAUAAGGUUCUUUUAAA
Messenger RNA from Ipomoea triloba (trilobed morning glory), 2386 nucleotides. RefSeq names its product casein kinase 1-like protein 10. Gene Ontology annotation, biological process: endocytosis; signal transduction; peptidyl-serine phosphorylation. The record is from RefSeq and is a predicted model, not a curated record. Gene Ontology annotation, molecular function: ATP binding; protein serine/threonine kinase activity. The coding region runs from base 702 to 2102 and encodes 466 amino acids. The transcript has 14 exons. Gene Ontology annotation, cellular component: cytoplasm; nucleus. Lineage: Eukaryota; Viridiplantae; Streptophyta; Magnoliopsida; Solanales; Convolvulaceae.